Messenger RNA from Sclerotinia sclerotiorum 1980 UF-70, 3591 nucleotides. RefSeq lists its product as hypothetical. NCBI's taxonomy places the organism in Eukaryota, Fungi, Ascomycota, Leotiomycetes, Helotiales, Sclerotiniaceae. The coding region runs from base 1 to 3591 and encodes 1196 amino acids. The transcript has 3 exons. Gene Ontology annotation, biological process: regulation of transcription by RNA polymerase II. The record is from RefSeq and is a predicted model, not a curated record.
AUGGCCCCGACGCCAAUACCCGGAACCCCCAGAAGAGCUGCAAGUGGCUCAGGCACAAGGUCUACCCGCCCAAAAUCCGCAUCAGCCUCAAAUCGUCGGUUCGAAAAUUCAAUUAUCAAAAAUCCAAACACGGAGCCUCCCAAAAAAGGUCGAUACGUGCCAGGCGGUCCCGGUGGCGGUGGCAGAUACGUGGACGAGAACGGCCAAGAUUUACUACUAGUCGGCGGUACAGGACCAGGGGGUUAUAAUUAUAUUGGACCUCGCGGUCGUAUAGGACGCGAAAACGCUGCGAACGGAGUCCAACCGGUCGUUUACCCCCGCAGAGAUAAUCGAACAACAAGAACAAGAACAGUACUUCCUCGCGCACAACAGCCCCCCAUGGCCACCCCCAGCAGAUUUGGAUCGUCGUCGCAGGCUGCCGCAGCUGUCGCCCAAAAUGAUGGAUACAAGCCACGAGAAGAACGAAGCUGGGAGGAGUUUCACCCCGAUCUAGAUAUAAACCAAGAGAUGAUAUGUUUCAGUCAGGAAGCAGUAGAGGGAACAACGAACUCGGGACCAGCAACACCCGCCGGCGCAUCGCAAUCAGCAGAAGCAUCAGUGAAUGGUAAGCCUGGGCAAGCAAACGAUAAUGGUGAAAGUGGCACAAUCGCAAGUCCAAAUAGUGCAACCCCUAUUCCCUUACCAACCAGCAUUUCAAUACCAUAUACCAUUCCCGGCACACCAGGUGGAGGUAAGAGAAGACCUGGUCGUCCUCCAAAGAAUCCCGAAGCAUUCUACGCUGCAAGGGCUGCCGCGAAUCUUGGAAUACCUAUGGGCCUAACUACCCCGAAGACACCAAAAACACCAAAAGGUAUACAUGUUGCGAACAGUACUGCUAAGGAAAAGUUGACCCUACCCCAACCGUCGUUCCGACUAACAAACACUCUCAAAAAAUUCGACACGCCAGCAUUCGACCAAUAUGUCGAUAAAUCCAUGGCGAACGUGGGAUAUCAGGAAAGCGACGAAUUUAUUCGGCCCGAGCAAGAGUUCAUAAAGGCUUCUGAUAUCAAUUUCAACGAAGAUUUGGAUGGAAUAGGAAGCACCCUUGGUCGUGUUGAGUAUGACAUGGAUGAAGCAGACGAUAAAUGGUUGCAACAAUAUAACGAGAAGCGGAAGGCUGAAGGCGUUGAUGAAGUUCCUCGACACAUUUUCGAAGUUACUUUAACCAAGAUAGAGAAGGACUGGCACAAUCUAGAACGAACUAUACCAAAGCCGAAUCCAAAACCUCCUCAAACCCAUCGUCCCAGAUCUAGCUCAGCUGCUGCAGUUAAUGGCGAGGCCCAGGUCGGGGAAGAACAAGAUAGCAAAUGUGCUAUCUGUGAUGAUGGAGAUUGUGAAAAUACCAAUGCCAUUGUCUUUUGCGAUGGUUGCGACCUAGCCGUUCAUCAAGAAUGCUAUGGUGUUCCCUUUAUCCCUGAAGGUCAAUGGAUGUGCAGAAAGUGUCAAUUAAUUGGACGUUCUACUCCCACCUGCAUUUUCUGUCCAAACACUGAUGGGGCGUUCAAACAAACAAACGCUUCGAAAUGGUCACAUUUACUUUGUGCAAUGUGGAUUCCCGAAGUCUCUCUCGGCAACACUACAUUCAUGGAGCCAGUUAUGGAGGUUGAGAAAGUGCCAAAGAGCAGAUGGAAGUUGAACUGUUAUAUCUGCAACCAAAAUAUGGGCGCAUGCGUGCAAUGUGGCAAUAAGGCCUGCUUCACAGCGUUUCAUGUCACUUGUGCUCGCAGAGCUCGCCUGUUUUUGAAGAUGAAGAAUAACCAUGGUACACUGGCAGUUCUGGAUGGACAUGCUGUUCUGAAAGCUUUUUGCGAUAAACACUCGCCCCCGGAUCAUGCUCGGGAAAACGACACUGUCGCCGCUACUGCAGAAGCCCGGAGGUUCUACAAGAAGACUAUGCGUGGACGCGUAUGGGCUGAUUCCAAUGAAGCGGCAGGUAUGUUGGCUCUAGCGCAUCGCAAAGCUGGAAGACACCCCGAGGCUGCGGAGCUGAAUGGUGCUCGUGGAUCAUUGCUGCAAUACACCCAAGAUAUUCAGUCUGAGGAGCCAAUCAAAGGUGUCUGGAAACUUCCUUCGGGCGCUCCGAUCAUUCCGAAAGUUAUCUUCAACUCUGUUGAGAUGUCAUUGCAGCGUUAUAAUCUUCGCAGGCGUAGGGAGUGGACUGCAGAUUGUUGUAAGUAUUGGACACUCAAGAGAGAGGCCCGUAGGGGUGCAGCUCUAUUGAAGCGAUUACAACUCCAAAUGGAAAGUUUCUCUUCUAUGGAAAUCACCCGGCGCAACUUCUCAGGUAUGGGUCACGUUGGGAGGGAAAGACUUACACGCCGUAUUGGCUUCGCUCAACUUCUGCUCAAAGACAUCAACAAGCUUCGUGAACUUGCUGGAGAAGUUAAAGAACGGGAACUUAAGAAGUUGGAGGCUGCAAGAGUCGAGAAAGAUGCUGUCGAUACGAUAUACUUCCCUGUUGCACAUUUACUUCCCCCGGUCAUUGAAAAGGCUUUGCAACUCGAUAGCAAGAAGGCUUUUGCCGCUGGACUCAAUCGACUCAGUGAGAAGCUCAAUCAACGGUUUUAUACUACUACAGGAGCGUUUUCGAAAGACUUUGGUUCGGCGAUCAAUAUUGCUAUCAUGGACGAUGCUCAACAGGGUGAACAGAAAGGAAAUUCGGCUGGGGAAAUCGAAAGGACGUUCACUAAAAAGGCCAUUAUCGAAGUCCGAGAUCGUCGUAAACUCGGAAAACGCAUAGUCAAAGCUGUUCAGCCUAUGUUAGAGGCUGCAAUUCGAGCCGAGUGUGAUGUGGUUAAGACGACGCCUGAGGAUCAGCUAAAAGUGUUGAAUACCUUACUCGAAAACUGUUUACUUCCUCCUGAAGGUUUGAACGGCUCACUUGAUGCGUUCGCAGACGUUGGAGCAUUGGAGCCAUCGCAAGAUGAGGACAUGAUUGAUGUUGCGCAAUCAGGACAAGUUGCUUCUGAGGCUUUAGAGAAUGGCGUUGUACCACGCUUGGGAUCUCCCGAUGCCAGAGCUGAAGAUAUCGACACAGAUAUGCCAGAUGUCGAUGCCAGCGCCCACGCCGAGCAUGAUGUUGAGGAUGUUAUUCAUGUCGCGCCUGCUGCUACUCCUGGUACAGAACACAUGAUAGAUCCGCAACUCCUUGACAGCGGCAUCGAACAAGCCACUAUAAAUGGUAAUGCUAAUGGUAUUACACCACCUGAUACCAACGGGUACACUUCUACUCCAGAGGAUAUUCAACUUACUCCGCCAACACCACCAGUUUCGAAUGGUGAAAAUGUUACAGAUGGUGCAGACGUCCUUACCAAUGGGGGCAUCCCCUGGUAUGUCAAAGAUUUCCAGCCUGAAGGAACAAGCGUCUUGCAAGAGGUUUCGGUUGAGAAUUCGAAUGGCUCUCACGCAAGCGAUGACCUCAGCGAAAUGGACGAUGAGGAUGUCAAAGCAUUAGCUGGCAUUCAAGAUGGCCCGAGUGAACAGAAUGGGACAACACCAGCCACAAAAGCAAGGAAAGGGAAGGGCAGAAGAAAAUUUCGAGGAUUCAAGUAA